AUGUCAACCUGGACGAUAAGAAUUGAAGAUAAGGAAGGAAAUUCACGCUCAAUGCAAGUAAAUAGCUCUUGAACUUAUGCUCAACUCCACGGAGAGCUUUUAAAUUGCUUCAGAAUCGAAAUGCAACUCCAACUGUGAUUUAUAAUAAUAAUACUGGGGACAAGUAUUUGAAUUUGGAGAGAUCAGGUGGACGCACUUUGGAACAGCUGGGCUUUCGGAAUAGCUGCUUAG
Molecule: messenger RNA, 231 nt
Organism: Blepharisma stoltei
Lineage: Eukaryota; Ciliophora; Heterotrichea; Heterotrichida; Blepharismidae
Source: the annotation of a GenBank genome assembly